Phaeoacremonium minimum UCRPA7 is the source of this 351-nucleotide messenger RNA. RefSeq names its product putative pre-mrna branch site protein p14 protein. Gene Ontology annotation, cellular component: cytoplasm; ribonucleoprotein complex; nucleus. Gene Ontology annotation, molecular function: mRNA binding. Bases 1 to 351 code for a protein of 116 amino acids. The record is from RefSeq and is a predicted model, not a curated record. The transcript has 4 exons. NCBI's taxonomy places the organism in Eukaryota, Fungi, Ascomycota, Sordariomycetes, Togniniales, Togniniaceae.
AUGUCUGGGCAUCACUUUGCUAACCACGUGAGCAUCAACAGAGCUUUAUUCGUCAAGAAUCUAAGCUACAACGUAACUCCCGAGGAGUUGUUCGACCUCUUCGGCAAGUUUGGGCCUAUUCGCCAGGUCCGCCAGGGCAUUGCGUCCAAUACCAAGGGCACUGCUUUCGUUGUCUAUGAAGACGUAAUGGAUGCGAAGCAGGCCUGCGACAAGCUCAACGGCUUCAACUUCCAGAACCGCUACCUUGUCGUUCUAUAUCAUCAGCCCGAGAAGAUGGCCAAGUCAAAAGAGGACCUCGAGGCUCGCAAGGAGAAUUUAGCGCAGCUCAAGAGACAGCACGGCAUCGAUUGA